GGCAGUCUGUUUACUUCCGGUAAGCUGCAUCAUUUUCUAAGUUUUUUGAAAAUUAAAUACAGAUGCGUUUACAAACCCAGGAAGUUCUCCAGUGUUUCAGUCCAAUAGUACUACUCCAAACCCAUGGAGAAAACCUUGCUCGAAAAUUUAGUUUAAAAUGCUGCAGCCAGUGCCGGAAUCUAGGAGAAGCUAACGAACCAUUUUACUACAAAAAAUAGCAGUCUCAAUGCUUUCUGAGGCUGGGGUCUCUGUGCAUAAAAUUCAACAACGCACAAUCCAUCAAAGACGGACUGUUUUGAUGCUAUUGGAAUGAAGUUUACGUGUCCCAACUAUAAUGAGACCGAGAUGUUUGGUCAGUAUACCGAAUGUGAUCCUAUUCCUCUUAGUAUCAGUGAUUAUGCUACAGAUCUUUCAUGUCUACCUCAUGCAGCACCAAGAGGACAUCCAAAAUGAGAGGCAUCACCGUACAUCAUCGAGGUAUAGAAUAAGUCCAGAGGUUAGAAAUGCUUAUCGGACCGACAGUAGUGGAUAUUACUUUAUUGUGCAAGAUAUAUUUGGAAGUGGGAAACAGCAUGCACCAGCUGACCUUGCUAUAGUGACCCAUACCACUUCCAAUCAUCUGCAAAACCUGCUGCAUCUGAGCAGGAGGUGGGAGGGACUUAUCUCUGUUUCAGUAUUCACCCACGGCCAAGAUGUUGAGUUUGCACUUCAUCUCAGUCAGAGAUUAUAUGAGUGUUACAAAGAGAUUGAGCAGAAGGUGAUUUUCCAUUUAGUAUUCCCUGUAUCGUGCAACAUCACUAAUAUUCCAUAUCAUCAAGUUAACUGUGAUGUGGAAGAUACAAUAAAAUCAUCUAACAAAAACUUUGAAUUAGGGGGCAAAUUAAGAUACCCCCAUAAUGUACUCAGGAACCUUGCUUUAAAAACAGUGGAAGCACGUUUCAUUCUUGCAAUGGACAUCGACAUGUUGCCUUCCGCAAAUCUAUUUGGUACAUUCCAGAGAAAUUUAAUAUCUUCCAUUACUUCUAGUAAUCAGACAGCAUACAUAUUGCCGGUUUUUGAAACUGGUGAAAAUUACAAUAUUCCAUCCACUAAAGAUGAGCUGUUACAAGAUAAAAAUAUUCAGCCAUUUUAUGCAAAUGUGUGCCAAAAGUGCCAGUACAUAACGGACUAUGAUCGGUGGAAACACCUCGGGAAAAGUGAAGCACUGGAUGUGGCUUAUGAUCUGCAGUGGACACACCCAUAUGAACCAUUUUAUAUCGCAUCAAAGUCAUCUUUACCAUUGUAUGAUGAACGAUUUAAACAAUACGGCUUUAACAGAGUCAGCCAGAUCUGCGAGAUGCAUGUCGCUGGAUACAAAUUCUCUGUGCUAAACAAUGCAUUCCUAGUUCACAAAGGUUACAAGAACAAAAGUGGAUUCUAUUGGGACAAAGAGAAAGACCAUCUAAAGAACAGGGCUCUCUACAAAAUCUUUAAAGAAGAACUUAAAUCAAAAUAUCCAAAUUCACAAAGACAUUGCUAGAUGUAUGAUUUCAGGAAAUACUGAAGUAUUUCUUAUUCACUAAUGUAAAUUGGUCAUUUAUCAUUGUUACUACAGGAAACAUUGAUAUUUGUUACAAAUGUAGAUUUGUCUUACAUAAAAAUAUCAUACUACCAGUAAUUUACAUUAUAUAGUUAACUCUGCAAAGGCUAUAUUUUUAUAUUUUCAGUCCCUUAUAAGGGCCAUUACUACCCUCAAACUUAGACCGAAUAUUGGACUCAUUCCCAAUGACAAAAAGUCACCCAAGUUCCCAAUUUUAUGAGUAAAAUUUCCCAAAUACAUUUAUAAAAUGAAAAUAUAUUGCACAAUGUAAAAUGGCAGGGAAAAAAUUAUAAAUAGUCAAGAACAGAAUAAAAAUAAACGUUAAAA
This is a messenger RNA of Ostrea edulis (European flat oyster), 1906 nucleotides long. RefSeq names its product beta-1,4-glucuronyltransferase 1-like. The record is from RefSeq and is a predicted model, not a curated record. The transcript has 4 exons. Bases 335 to 1519 code for a protein of 394 amino acids. NCBI's taxonomy places the organism in Eukaryota, Metazoa, Mollusca, Bivalvia, Ostreida, Ostreidae. Gene Ontology annotation, molecular function: glucuronosyltransferase activity.